AAAUGGACGGAAAAUUUCUGGCCAAUCAGUGCAGCUGUAAGACACGCCAUCACUCCUAACUUCUUGCGAGAUUUUAAAUGUAAAUAUUGGGAGUUUGAAGAUUUUUGCUGCCUCAGGGACAAGGAACAAAAGUAUUCGUUAAGGUAGACACAAUGCCCAGUUCAAGUGGUAUAGAAGAUUAUGAUGUUAUAGAACAAAUCGGCUCCGGUUCUUACGGAACUUGUUCUAAGGUUCGGCGGAAACGUGACAAUCGAAUUUUGGUAUGGAAGGAAAUGGAAUAUGGAGGAAUGACCGAAACCGAAAAACAGAUGCUUGUCUCUGAAGUAAACUUAUUAAGAGAACUCCGCCAUGAACACAUUGUCCGUUAUCACGAUAGAAUUAUAGAUAGAUCAAGAUAUGUCCUGUAUAUAGUAAUGGAAUUUUGCGAAGGCGGUGAUUUAUCGUCUAUAAUAGGAAAGUGCAAAAGAGAUGGAGAGUUUGUUAGCGAAGACUUCGUAUGGAAGAUGUGCGUUCAUUUAUCAUCAGCUCUCCAAUUUUGCCAUAAUCGAUGUAUAAGGGGAGGACGUUCUAUAUUGCACAGAGACUUGAAACCUGCUAAUAUUUUCUUGGAUUCUGAACAAAACGCAAAAUUGGGUGAUUUUGGUCUGGCUAGAGUACUUAAUCAUGAUAAUUCCUUCGCCAGAACCUUUGUUGGAACUCCAUACUAUAUGAGUCCUGAGCAGAUGAACUGUAUGACAUAUAAUGAAAAGUCGGAUGUUUGGUCUCUUGGUUGUUUAUUGUAUGAGUUAUGCAGCCUUCGCCCGCCUUUCACGGCGUCUAAUCAGAAAGAGUUAGCCUCAAAAAUUUGUAAAGGAAAAUUUCCCAGAAUUCCACAUCAGUUCUCAGACGAUUUAAACAACUUGAUUGCGGCUCUGUUACGCGUAGAAGAUUAUAAAAGACCAACUAUUGAUCAAGUUUUAGACCAUCCCUUAUUGAUAAAAAACGGAGGUGGAUAUCUACAACUUUUACAGAAAAAGAGUUCUGGCUCUUCGGUUUCAAGUAUGAAAGACUCGGGAGACGAUAAGCAAAGGAGUUUAGAAUUCAAACAUUGGGAGGAAUCUUUAAGAUCGAGAGAGGAAGCUUUAAAAGAAAAAGAAGAAUUGUUGAGAAAAAGAGACGAGCAUAUUCGUUUAAAAGAGAUAAGGAUUUCUCAAAGGGAAAAUGACGUAGAAACUUUUAAGGGUAUUUUCGUGUGCGGAAUUAAGGUUAAAAAAACACAUUUAGAGAUCACAUUGUGUAUUGAUGGUCAAGCAAUUUUAAAUUCCUGCAAGCGACCCAUAACGUUUGAGGGCACGGGAGGAGAAUUGAUUAAAUCAGAAAAGAGGCUGCUUUGUUAAGUCGCGAAAGAUUAAUCGAAGAUCGGUUAAUAAGAGUGGACAAAGUUUCUAAAUCGGCUACAGCAUAUGGACUUCCUAAGUAUUCGCCUACGCCAUCUUUUGCUGAUCGACUUUAUUUACGAAGAAAAGAGAAUUUAUAUGCAAAACAAACAACAUUCCGAAAACCUUUACAAUUGUUCAAUGGAAGAGAUGAACAAGCUGGUCAGUCUAAUAAUAACGGUUCACCAAGUGCCAGAAUGAAAUUGUUAUCCGUUAGAUGAAAUAAUACACAGUUUCACAUUACAAAGACUUUUGUAUUUAACGUUUUAUUUUUAAAUGCUAUCAUUGUGAUUGUUAAACGUAAUAGUCAAAAGUUUGCUGUUAACAUCAUAAUAAGACCGGAAACCGUUUUAUCAUAAUCCUUUCAAGGAGAUUUUCGAUAUCUCUCUGAUAAUCAAGUCAAUAAGAUAUCCCAUUUGAAUGUCAAGUUUGUUUGUAAAUGAGGGUCGUUUAAAGGGUGAUAAAAGUCGUUAAAAAGCGAUUAAGGUAUACAUAUAUUAGAUUUAAGAUAUGUUAAAAUGGACCAAUUCUGUGCAUAACAAUUUUGCAAAUCUAUGGUCCGAUCCAAGUUUGAAAGGAUAUUUAAUCGUUUUUUGAUAUUUCAAUAAUUAACCAAUUGUUGAGAGUAAUAGAAAUAAAAGGUUUUACAACUUCCCAUUGCCG
Dimorphilus gyrociliatus is the source of this 2078-nucleotide messenger RNA. Lineage: Eukaryota; Metazoa; Annelida; Polychaeta; Dinophilidae. The record is from the annotation of a GenBank genome assembly.